Molecule: messenger RNA, 5675 nt
Organism: Rhea pennata
Lineage: Eukaryota; Metazoa; Chordata; Aves; Rheiformes; Rheidae
Gene: SPIRE1
Product: spire type actin nucleation factor 1
Exons: 16
Coding region: 1-2226 (741 amino acids)
Biological process (GO): actin nucleation; actin filament network formation; actin filament polymerization
Cellular component (GO): cytoplasmic vesicle membrane; cell cortex
Molecular function (GO): actin binding
Source: RefSeq, a predicted model, not a curated record
AUGGCGCUGCCGGCGGAGCGCGGCGCGGAGCCGCGGCCCGGCGCCUCGCGGCCCGCCGAGGAGCGGGAGGAGGAGGGCGGCGGCGGCGGCGGGGGGCAGCCGGAGGCGCUGUCGCUGGAGGAGAUCCUGCGCCUCUACAACCAGCCCAUCAACGAGGAGCAGGCGUGGGCCGUGUGCUACCAGUGCUGCGGCUCGCUGCGGGCCCGCGCCCGCCGCGGCCAGGGCCCCGCCGCCGCCGCCGCCGCCGCCGGCGGGCCGGGGGCGGCCGCCCGGCUCCUGCGCGUGUGGCGGGACGGCGCCGUGACCCUGGAGCAGCGCGGCGGGCCCGCAGGUAAAUCGGACCAUUUACCCUGCUCAGAGAUGGAGGUUAUUGAAUCACUGGGGAUUAUUAUAUACAAAGCCCUGGACUAUGGCUUGAAGGACAAUGAAGAGCGGGAAUUGAGUCCUCCACUGGAGCAGCUUAUUGAUCAUAUGACUAAUACCACAGAAACAGAUGGGAGUAAAGAUGAGGGAUAUGAUGCUCUGGAUGAAGGAGUGGAAGAUGACGAUGAUGAUGAAAAAGAGGAAGUUGAGGUCAUUCGUUCCUAUAAAGAUGUCAUGAAGCUAUGUGCUGCCCAUUUGCCAACCCGAUCAGAGGCACCGAACCACUAUCAAGCAGUAUGUCGGGCUCUGUUUGCUGAAACAAUGGAAUUGUACACUUUCUUGGCCAAAAUUAAAAGUGCAAAAGAGAAUCUGAAGAAGAUUCAAGAAAUGGACAAGGAAGCAAGUGACGAAAGCAGCACAGACCUUGAUGACUUAAAAAAUGCUGACUGGGCUCGUUUUUGGGUACAAGUAAUGCGAGAUUUACGGAAUGGUGUCAAACUUAAGAAAGUUCAAGAGCGUCAGUACAACCCCCUCCCAAUAGAAUAUCAGCUCACACCCUAUGAAAUGCUGAUGGAUGACAUUAGAUCCAAACGCUAUACCUUAAGGAAGGUUAUGGUCAAUGGUGACAUUCCACCUCGAUUAAAAAAGAGUGCACAUGAAAUAAUCCUGGAUUUCAUCCGAUCACGACCUCCAUUAAAUCCUGCCUCUGCAAGAAAAUUAAAACCAACCCCACCACGGCCACGCAGCCUUCAUGAAAGGAUAUUGGAGGAAAUCAAGGCAGAAAGGAAGUUACGCCCUGUCUCACCUGAUGAGAUAAGGCGUAGCAGGCUGGAUGUAUCUACGCCAGAGGUUGGAAGAAAAUUAGUAGGCACCUCUGUAGUGAACGGUAGCUUGGCACCACAAGGAAAGCAGAAUGGUGCCGCGCAAGCAACAGUACAACGAAAGAGACUCCUUAAGGCUCCCACAUUGGCUGAACUUGACAGCUCGGAUUCAGAGGAGGAGUCAGCGCACAAAUCAGCAAGUAGCAGCAGCGUUUCCCCCUCCCAGGUGGAAGACCCCUUUCAGGAAGGCACAAGCAGCAGAAAGACGCCUCCAAAGUUCUUGCCAAUAUCAUCUACACCACAACCAGAGAGACGGCAGCCACCUCAGAGACGACACUCCAUUGAAAAGGAAACACCAACUAAUGUGAGACACUUCUUACCACCUUCAAAGCAGAGUUCCAGAUCACUUGAGGAGUUCUGUUACCCCGUGGAGUGUCUCGCUCUGACGGUGGAGGAAGUCAUGCACAUCCGUCAGGUGCUGGUGAAGGCUGAGCUGGAAAAGUACCAGCAAUAUAAAGAUGUCUACACUGCUCUCAAGAAGGGAAAGCUCUGCUUUUGCUGUCGGACAAGAAGGUUUUCUUUCUUUACCUGGUCCUACACUUGUCAGUUCUGUAAGAGGCCUGUAUGCUCACAGUGUUGCAAAAAAAUGCGAUUGCCAUCAAAGCCAUAUUCCACACUCCCCAUCUUCUCGCUGGGACCUUCAACCUUGCAGAGAGGAGAAAGCUUCAUGAGGCCGGAGAAACCCUCCACCAGUCACCAGCGAUCACUGAGAAGCAUGCCUAGGUUGGCCUCAAGGUCCAAAUCUGUGGAUAGGUCACAUGAAGAGCUACAGUUUCCCAAAGAAUUAAUGGAGGACUGGAGCACGAUGGAGGUGUGCGUGGACUGCAAGAAGUUUAUUUCAGAAAUCAUCAAUUCAAGCCGGCGCAGCCUCUCUCUGGCCAACAAGCGAGCCAGGUUAAAAAGGAAAACGCAGUCUUUCUACAUGUCAUCGCCAGGAACCUCUGAAUACUGCCCAUCUGAACGAACUAUCAACGAGAUCUGAGCCUUGUGCCUUUUUGUUUGCUUUUGUCGUCACGAGGUCAUUAUCCAUGAGCAAGGUCAUGAGACUGGAUUGCCAUUCCGUUGCUUCGUUUCACGUAACAGGCUUGAAUUUGCAUUAGCUCCCAGGAUUUCUUGCUCCGAGGGUUUCCAGAGACGCAGAAUGCUGUGCUUGUAUCAGUACCGAAUGAUACGCAGCGGGUCAGCUGUUUGCACUGGAAGAAAAACAAUAGUUUGAAACUGUUGCCUCUUUUGUAUGUGUGCUUUGAAACUAGAAAGCCUUUUCUUGCUUUCAGUCUUUUUUUAACCAUUCUUUGAAUCAUUUUUCAGAUGAGCUGAAACAUAUGUUUAAAGGAGAACCAUAUCUAACAAGGUGUCAGUGUCAGCACAGUAGCAAACAGUAAGUCAUAUUGGCAUUACCAACUUAGUAAUGCUCGUAUCCUAGUUCAAAUGGCACAGAGUUGUAUAGCGCAGCGCCUACCUAGUGUGUGCGAUUGUGGUCAAAACGAUCUUUCUUCACACUGUUUUUGUUGCUCUGAGAUCAGGGUUCAGCAUGGGACUUUACAGUGUCUGCAUCCUUGGGCAAACAUAUCUGAUGACGCUGUUCGCCCCUGUGGUUGGCCAUUCCCCUGCGCUGCUCCGCUUUCUAAGCCUUAGUGUACUGCUAAGUGUCUCCUGAGCAGAUUUUAGUGGUUUACUUUCUAUCUUGAAUGUAUGAGGAUGAUGAUGAUUAGUAGCAGUAAAUUUUAGUAGUAGACAGAGUUGUACAGGUUACGGGGAGGAUGGGAAAUAAGGGAGGCUCUAAUUUUAACUUGAGUAUCUGUAAAGUUGUUCUUGUGGUUACCCAGAGGAAAAAAGGUGGGUAAGGUGUACAUUUGUAUUAUAAUGGAACACAAAUACUGCUAUAAUUACUUCUGACAGCGUAUCCACUGUUAACCCCAUUUUUCUGGGGUUUCUAACUUGGCUGUAGAAUUUAGUAUUCUGCUGAAAUUUGGGACAGUACUGUCUCAGAUUGGGAGCACUCUCUUUUUUCUUUUCUGUCUCUUUUUCCCUGUUUAAUUCACUCACAAGAGAACGCUAGAUGUUCCUACAAUGUUAACUGACAUCACAUGCUUUUUUGCACUUUUUUAUAUUCAAAAUAUUUUUUUUAAUUCAGGCAUAGAGUCAGAAUUUAGUCAGAGUUUAGUCUAUAAUUUGAGCAUUUUGGCAUUUAAAAACAAGUUAACAUAGCCAAGUUAUUAAUACUUGAAAAUCAACUACUGUAACUUUUUCGUAAAUUUUUAAUACCCUGAGGCAUAUUUAAUACUAUAUAGCAGUGUAUUAUAGAAUGAUAUAGCAGAAAAAUUUCAGAUCUAUUUAUUAACAUUUCUAUACUACAGAUUAAUGAGAGAUACCUCAGAACUGCUCCAAAGUAGCUGGGACUGGAUUUACAUAACUUGAUUUUAAAUAUAUAUGUAUCAAAACAGAUUCUCCUGUCCAAAUAUUGUGCAUUUAGAAGCCCAGCAGAGGCCAGAUUCCCCAGCAGCCAGCGCAGGCAACGCGCGGUGCAGUGGCCGCGUAUUGCCUGGCCCCCGUGCAGUAGCUGCGCUCCCGUUUCACUGCGGGUUGCCUCCUGCUGCCCAGGGCCACAAGGAUUCCCCUUCAAGGGAUAUUUGCAGGUUACAUUACAGUCUUCAGAGCAGCCAUUCGUAUAUUUAAGUUAAUUGGAAAAGCACAUGCAAAAGUCUCCGUGAACCUUCCCGGGGACUCAUCCAUCCUUAUUUUUCUUUAGACACCUUCUCAGAAAAUGAGAACUUUUGCAUGCACAGAGCUUGUUGAAAUAACGUUUUAAACUUUGAACUGAUGCAAACGGGAAAAGCAGGGCUCACGGCCAGCUCUCCCUCUUCUGCUGGCCCGUGUGAGGUAAGGCGCCUUGGCCCGCUCUUUGGGGUACCUCUGGAAAUGGGUUUUGCAAGUUGAAGCAGCUGGAGUAUUGGAGUGAGUAAGGCUGUAGGAGAGGAGGAUGAGUAGCACCGGGGCCUGAUUUGAAAGCUCUGCUGCUGCUGGCGGGUUGCCCGAUCUCAGCCGCAUCAGCACUGUCUCUUGUUUCUGUGCCAAAGCCAGGCCUCGUGGCUGCUGCACAGUGGUCACACCAGGAAAACUAGGCUCAAAGAAAUGCGUGCAGUCUCUCUUUGAACCUCCCCUGCUCUUCUUAACGAUUUUCUCCUGAAAAUGCCCUGGCCACAUGUUACAGUCACUCCAGCUGAAGCCACUAAGGUGCAGGAGAUCCAGCGUGUUUAUUUUUCCUUUGAGAGGGGUUUGGGGCACUGCAGAGCAGGCAGAACCAAGGCCCACGUAAAUCCUGAGCAUGCAAAGGGACGUGGGUCCCCGCUGCACGCCAGGGCCACGGGCGGCCCCAGGCAGCGAGCGGCUCGUACCAGGUGCUCGGGGGAGUCGGCGCAGCGCUGCCGUGGGGCAGGGCGGCCGCUCGCGCGCGCGCGCCCCGCUUCUCGCCCUGGGAAGAGCCCUGCGGGCUGCUGGCCCGCGCUCCGGCGAGCUCCAGGAAAGGCGCCGCAGCGGGCUGCCUCCCCGCUUUUGCCCCCCCGUCCUUCCCUCUCUGCCACAGUUACUCUGCUUUAUGCCAGUGUUUAAUUCAGCAAAAGGCAGAGCGGUGGCUGCGCCGGCGCUGCAAGGCUCGGAGGAGCUCAGCCUGCUCGCUGCCUGGAUCUCUGCGGAGGAGUGGGUUAUUUUUAGCUUUCCAUCUCGCCGCUUGCGCUAGCAUCCCAGAUCCACUCCAGUCAUUUGCCUGCGCACCUCGCCGUGCUGCCCAGCAUGUCCUAUUUAUCGUCAAAACGUCACGUUCCUGUCAGAGUAAGAAAUCAGAAGCUUGUAAAUACGUGUAAUAUAUUUAUUAAUAUUUAGGAAGUCGCCAUCAAUCACGCAGUGGGAACUGAUUUUUCCAUCACAUUUUAAAAAGAAAACGAGUCCUAUUUAUAUGUGUGUUGGCUAUUAUCUUUAUUAGAGUUAAAGCUUUCAGCCCCUGCAGACAGUUUGGAGGCAUUUUAGAGUGAGUUACCGCUGAAAAGAGUGUGGGGGCUGGCACAGUGAGGUUACAUCCGCAAAUUUUUAAAAUUUUCAUUUUUCUAGCUGUGUUGUUAUGCCCAAGACCUGUUUCAGUGCAGCAUUAGAGACCCAAGGAGCCAAGAACACCGCCGGCAGCGGCAGUCGCGGCGGUAGCUGGCGCGCGAAGCUGGCUCGGAGGCGUCCCGGGCAGCCCUGCCGAGCCGGGGGUCGCCAGCAGGCCUCCGCCGCGGCUCGCGCCUGCGGAAAAACCUCAAGUUGCAAAUGUUCACGGUGACGGUGCUGCUUAUGGGGUGUGUUGUGUCCUGUUUCCCCCUCCCCCUUAUUUCCUUUCUCUGGGGGGUGGGAGGAGGAAGGGAUGUUACCUGGCAAAAAUAAAAUGCCUUUCAGUUA